Aspergillus mulundensis is the source of this 1011-nucleotide messenger RNA. RefSeq lists its product as uncharacterized. NCBI's taxonomy places the organism in Eukaryota, Fungi, Ascomycota, Eurotiomycetes, Eurotiales, Aspergillaceae. Gene Ontology annotation, cellular component: SNARE complex; endoplasmic reticulum. The coding region runs from base 1 to 1011 and encodes 336 amino acids. The record is from RefSeq and is a predicted model, not a curated record. Gene Ontology annotation, molecular function: SNAP receptor activity. The transcript is spliced from 2 exons. Gene Ontology annotation, biological process: retrograde vesicle-mediated transport, Golgi to endoplasmic reticulum.
AUGACCCUCACCACCCACCCACCUACCUCCGACCCCUCCGACCUCGCCGCCCUGAACCUCUCCCGCCUCGUCGACCGUCUCGAACAUAACCUUCUUUCGCCGAAUGCAGACCUGAAAUCUCUGCGGCGAUCGGAGUACCAGCGGAUCAGAGUGGGCACGAACAUAGAAUACGCCCGCGCGACCCUCCAAGCCCUCGAACGCAGCCUCCCGCAAAUCAAACCCGUCGACCGACGGUACGAACUCCAAUCUAGCCUUGCGCGGAACCGCCAGACGCUGAAGCAAGUCCAGAACGUCCUUGAUGAGAUCCAAGCUGAGGAUGAGAUCCGUGCCUCGGCGCGGGGGAAUGGGUGGGAUCUUGUCGAGGACGAUGAGGAUGCGGACUCCGAUGCAGAGGACCUCUUAGAAACGCCGGAGGACACGGCUGAUGAGGCUACGCCGGAAGACGAUGCUCAAACUGCUAGGAAGGCAUCUGAUGCGGCGGAAGUAGCUAGUGCGCCGCCAGCUACCACUACAAACACAGUCGAUACAGGUCCAUCGUCCACACCAGCACCAGCACCAGCACCCACGCCCGCAGCCCUUCGAAACAGACACCACAACUCCGCAUCCCCAUCCACAACAUCCAAAGCAACAGCAACAGGAUCGUCGCUACACAAUAUCACACCGGGGCCAGGCGCCCAGGCGGGUGCCGAAACAGAAGAAGCACUCGGAACGGACCGCCUCGAACAAGAGAACCUCACAUCCUCGCUCCUCGACCUCGCAACACAACUCAAGACCUCCUCGCAGCAAUUUCAAGCCUCGCUCGAAGCCGAGAAGUCGGUCCUCACCCGCGCAGCGGAGGGCCUCGAUCGCACGACGGGGAACCUUGCUGUCGCGGAGCGGAGGAUGGGCAUGUUGCGCCGCAUGACGGAGGGCAAGGGGUGGUGGGGGCGGAUGAUGCUUUACGCAUGGAUCUUCGGGCUGUGGGUUGUUGCUAUACUUAUUGUAUUUGUUGGGCCGAAGUUGAGGUUUUGA